AUGGAUAGAUCAAGUUCGGAGCUUGGUCGUGCAGCGGAGGCCGUCCUCUCCGAGUUGCGAGGCAGCGGUGACUACCAGUCAAUCGCUCCUCCACCUCAUCGAAUCGCUUUACCCGGCCAGCCCCCCGUUGCUCCCGCCACGGGCAGAUAUCCAGCGACAGCUGGGGCACCAAUAUUGGCUCAUCGACCGGAGGAAGCGAAGGGAACGACCGUUUCCUUCGAAGGCUCUUCAGAGUCGUCCUCAAGUUCGCAGCGUCAUUCGGCUUCAUUGACAGAAAGUGGUACUACAAGAAGCGUACCCAUACACGGUUAUGAAGGAACGUCGGAAAGCGCACCCGGGCCACAGCCCUCUUCUAAGGAGGCCAUCUAUGAGGAACCACAUGAUGCGCAGAACGGCUGGCGCAUCCCAGAAGAACGUGAUGCCUGGCAACCCGUUAACUUCGAGCUGAAAAAAACCGACGCCGAAGACCCGUAA
Molecule: messenger RNA, 474 nt
Organism: Neospora caninum
Lineage: Eukaryota; Apicomplexa; Conoidasida; Eucoccidiorida; Sarcocystidae
Exons: 1
Coding region: 1-474 (157 amino acids)
Source: RefSeq, a predicted model, not a curated record